Molecule: messenger RNA, 561 nt
Organism: Emiliania huxleyi CCMP1516
Lineage: Eukaryota; Haptophyta; Isochrysidales; Noelaerhabdaceae
Exons: 1
Coding region: 1-561 (186 amino acids)
Source: RefSeq, a predicted model, not a curated record
AUGGCGCACUUGCUUAGCGGCGCCUGCCUGGGGAAUAGGGAGCAGGCCAGAUGGUUCCUCAGAGUAGCGCGAGCGCAGACGGGGACGGCGAUCAGCAAAGUAGCACAGGCGGCACCCGACUCCAAGGAUACGCUGAAGACGCUGAGGAUGGCGCAUGUCGCUGCGCUGAAGGGCUCACGCUAUAGGGUGCUGGAUGAGGACGGGUACGAUGCACUAGCCCCAGCCGUCGGGGGGGUGUUGCCGGCGCUGGUGGAUGAUCUCUCGGAGAGGAGUCGGAGGGACCUUGGCGCCGGGGUUACGAGGAACUUGCAAGUCGUGGCCGAGGCGGCGACGGGAGCGGUGCAGAGGUGGAUCCAGCUCAACGAUGAGGCUACCGCGCGCAUAAUGAAGAGAGAGGAACACAUCGAGUGGCUGAGGAAGCUCUUCGCUGGGUGGAAGGAGGCCCGGCCGGCCUUGAGGGAGUCGCGGAGGAGGAGGGAUAACGCAGGCAACGCAGGGACGGGCCAACAGCCUGUGGGAGAAACGAGGGCCGCGACGGCGGCUCAAGCGGGAGGGAGCUGA